Paramecium octaurelia is the source of this 856-nucleotide messenger RNA. The record is from the annotation of a GenBank genome assembly. NCBI's taxonomy places the organism in Eukaryota, Ciliophora, Oligohymenophorea, Peniculida, Parameciidae.
AAAAUAUCUAAGCAUCAAUGUCUCAAGAUCUUUUCCCUAAUGAACCAAAUCUUAAUACUGCAAAUGAUGUCGAAUAAUACAUAAAAACACUUUUGUAAUAUCAGGAUUCUUGUGAAAAGUCUGCAGAAUAUAUGCAAGCAGACGCUGCCCAAAAAAGAAUAGUGGAGUUGAAAAAGCAAUUGGUUUAAAGAAGGAGAAAAGAAAUGCAAUAAGCUCAUUAUUAAUAAGAGCAAGAAAUUGAGAGAGCUCAUCUUGAAGAAUUUAAUCAAUUCAACCGAUUCUGGGACGAGAAGAUGUAAAAAUUUAAUGAUGAAGCUUCAGCUGUGGAAUAGGAAUUAUUAAACAAAUAAUAAAAUGAAUUUAAUAAAGUCUCUGAAGAAUUAGAAAGAACUAUUCCUUCAAAGCCAAAAGAAUCUUCUGAUGUUCUCAAUCUCAAAAAAAGAGAAGAAUAUUUGGCCAAACAAAAGAAGUAUCCAUUUUUUUAUAUUUUUUGUUAUGUUGAGGCUUAGAAAAUCAAAGAACAGAGAGUCUAGAUUGAAGAUGUGGACUAUUAGAAAUACUAAAUAGAAAGAACUAACAAAAUAAACACUUAGUUGAAACAAUUAAGAAUGAGAUACAGAAAUGAAAUCAAUGCUCUGCAAUAAAGAAUCAAAGGAGGUUAAGAUGAAUAGAAGAAAAAUCGUACUCUCGAACUCGAAAAGUACAGUUACAUAUUUUAUCAAUUAGAUUGCUAUAAAAAUAUCAAAACAUCAAAAAAGAACUGGAAAUCAAACAAAAGAUGGACAAACUAGCAUUUGAAGGAUAAUUCACUAACAAAGGUAGUUCCAAUCAAAGCGUUUAUAUGAGUUAAAUGUGA